Didymella exigua CBS 183.55 is the source of this 1563-nucleotide messenger RNA. Its product is annotated as Arginase/deacetylase. The transcript is spliced from 6 exons. Gene Ontology annotation, molecular function: agmatinase activity; metal ion binding. Bases 282 to 1475 code for a protein of 397 amino acids. Lineage: Eukaryota; Fungi; Ascomycota; Dothideomycetes; Pleosporales; Didymellaceae. The record is from RefSeq and is a predicted model, not a curated record.
GAGGAUCAUCGACGAAAACUCCGUUUAUUUGCCGUCCUAUGAUGUCGACAACUAAACUUCGCCAGGAGAUUCUAGCCAGAUCAAGAUAAAAUGACACCGGACUUGCAUACACAAGUCGCCAGGGUAGCUUUGUGCCGUUUACCUAACAUGGCUUCGUCAAGAGCCGACGAUGUAGAGGGGUCUGAGCUGUCCCCCAGCUAUAUACUGCGCUUUACCCGUCUUCUCUCAUCCACCUCUAUCUUUCAUUCAUCGUUUCUCCUCAAUACCACAUUCUCGCAAAUAUGAAGCUUUCGUCCGCUCUCCUCAGCUUUGCUGCUGCUGCUGCUGUUGCCGCACAUGGCGACUACGACCAUGACCAGGAGCCAUUGGCAGGCCCACACGAGGGACUGUGGUACAACACUCUUCCUGGAGACGGUGGAACACAGGCCGACUCAAUUUUCAGUGGCAUUUCCACAUUUGGCCGUCUUCCAUACUCCGCAUGCCUUAAGAGCAAGGUUGACUUCGACAUUGCUUUCAUUGGCGCUCCCUUCGACACUGGCACAUCUUACCGUCCAGGUGCCCGCUUUGGCCCCAGCGGUAUCCGACAAGGUUCUCGCCGCCUCAAUCUCUAUGGCGGAUACAAUGUUCCAUUGAAGGCGAACCCAUUCAACUCCUGGGCUAAGGUUCUUGAUUGUGGAGACAUCCCAGUCACCUCGUACGACAACGCCUUUGCACUACAGCAGAUUGAGGAAGGCCACAACCUGCUUCUCAGCCGCGCACCACACACUCAUGCAGACAAGCCUGGUCCUUCUAAGGAAGGGACCACUUUGCCCCGCCUGAUCACCCUUGGAGGUGACCACACCAUCACUCUUCCUUUGCUUCGCUCCAUUAACCGUAACUACGGCCCCGUCAGUGUCAUUCACUUUGACAGCCAUCUAGACACCUGGAAGCCUAAGGUCUUUGGUGGCUCGCCCAGUGAGCAAGCAGCCAUUAACCAUGGCACUUACUUCUUCCAUGCUGCUCAGGAAGGUCUGCUAGCAAACGACACCAACAUACAUGCCGGAAUCCGCACGACGCUGUCUGGGCCUUCGGACUACGAGAACGAUGGCUAUUGUGGCUUCCAGAUCGUCGAGGCACGUGAAAUUGAUAAGAUUGGCACUGAUGGUAUCAUCAAGAAGAUCAAGGAUAGGGUCGGUUCUGAUAAACCUGUCUACCUCAGCAUUGAUAUCGACACCCUUGACCCUGCCUUUGCUCCUGCCACCGGCACUCCCGAGACUGGCGGCUGGACCACUCGUGAGCUUCGCACCAUAAUCCGUGGUCUUGAGGGUAUCAACCUGAUCGCCGCCGACAUCGUCGAGGUUGCUCCCGCCUACGACACCAACGCCGAGCUCACCACCAUGGCUGCUGCCGACACUCUUUACGAGGUUAUGACCUUGAUGGUCAAGAAGGGUCCUUUGAGCUAUAUGGGCAAGCAGCAGGAGACCAUCGAGCUCUAAGCACAAGGACAACCACUGGUCAAGGCCUCAGACCAAAGACACACUAGGCAAGCUGACCCAGUUCUUCUUCCCCCUCUUAGGUAUAGAA